AGAUUUGAUGUUUGGGUCAUUGGUUUAUUUUGAUCAUUUUCCUCCAAUUAUCUUAAUGAAUGCAAGACAUGAACAAGACCGAAUCAAUAAGAUAGACAUUAUAAACAUUUGUUGUCUCCUUCAUGGCCGUGUGAAACAAUGCUAGAUGCUAGUUCUGGUCCAGCUUAAGAAACGGGUCACAAUGUUUUUGGAUCCAUCUCGACGGUAAAAAUUAGAUGUUUUCCGAACGAUAUGAUAUGAAAUUUUGUUAUACCUUCAAAUAAUUGAAUAAAAAGUGGUUUCAUCCUUGGUGGAAGAGAGUGUAAGGGAACAGCAGUUUUUGGAAGGUUAUGAGGUGAUUUGAAUGGUGGGGAAGGUUCCACAGUGAUGUAAAUUAAGUGGGUCAUUGAUUUUAUAUUCAGGAAAAGCAUGAAGACUGCAAUAUUCGACAAUCCCAAGACUUCCCGAAGUUUGUAUCAAUAGACAUUAGCAGCAGUUCUUUUAUGUGGGUGCAUCGAAAGUGUGCAAAGUCAGAAGUUUAUCAGCUGCAUUGUGGUUAUCUGAAGUAGAAUUGUAGAGGAAAUGGCUGUGGCAUUGGUCUGGGUGGCUGCUGGUUCACAGGAAUUGUGCUGCUCUGAGCGUUUUCAGCACUACAAUCAUGGUGGGUACGUGGUAUCAAGGAUUGCAGGAGCAAAAGUAAUGACAAAACUUGUAUCACAGGCAAAAUUUAAGAAUAAUAGAGUGAGAUUGUCCGUAAAAGCUGCCUUGGACGUCUCGAGUACGAAUCUCGCAUCAGAAAGUGUGAACGGGACCACCAGGUUCCCUGACUUGGCUGGUUUGGUGACAGAUGGUUCAGGAAGGCCUAUGCUGUCAUCAGAGAAGAAAGUAUAUGAUGUUGUGCUGAAGCAGGCUGCCCUGGUGAAGAAAGGAGAAAAGAGUCGGUUGCUGGAUGUGAAGCCAGACUUGGUGCCUGCUGGGACCUUGCAGAUCCUUAAUGAAGCUUAUGAGCGCUGCCGAGAAGUCUGUGCUGAGUAUGCAAAGACUUUCUACUUGGGAACGUUGCUUAUGACACCAGAGCGGCAAAGGGCAAUAUGGGCAAUUUAUGUAUGGUGCAGAAGGACUGAUGAACUCGUAGAUGGCCCUAAUGCUUCACACAUCACUCCAAAGGCACUUGAUCGAUGGGAACAAAGGCUACAGGAUCUUUUUAAUGGUAAUCCAUAUGACAUGCUUGAUGCAGCUUUAGCAGAUACAGUUGCGAGAUAUCCUGUUGACAUCCAGCCAUUUAAAGAUAUGAUUGACGGGAUGAGAAUGGAUCUGACAAAAUCUCGUUACAAGAAUUUUGAUGAACUCUAUCUUUACUGCUAUUAUGUUGCGGGGACAGUUGGAUUGAUGAGUGUUCCUAUAAUGGGUAUUGCACCGGAAUCACAAGCAACAACUGAAAGUGUAUAUAAUUCUGCAUUAGCUUUAGGAAUUGCAAAUCAACUUACCAACAUAUUGCGUGAUGUUGGAGAAGAUGCUCGUCGUGGCCGGAUAUACCUACCUCAAGAUGAGCUUGCACAAAGUGGACUAUCUGAUGAAGAUAUAUUUUCUGGGAAGGUCACUAACAAAUGGAGGUCAUUUAUGAAAGAUCAGAUCAGAAGGGCAAGAAUGUUUUUUGAUGAUGCAGAAAAAGGUGUCAUUGAACUUGAUAAAGCAAGUAGAUGGCCGGUAUGGGCUUCCUUGAUCCUUUAUCGCCAGAUAUUAGAUGCAAUUGAAGCUAAUGACUAUGAUAACUUCACAAAGCGGGCAUAUGUUGGGAAAGUGAAAAAGUUCAUGACAUUACCUGUUGCUUACACCCGAUCCCUUGUUCGUCCUCCACCAAAUACAAAAUUGGCUCCAAUGUUAUGAACACAGUAGCCAUAACAAAGGGGAAUUCAUAUCAUGGGCAUGUGUGGCUGUACAUUGUAACCAAUAGCCAUAAAAAGGGGAAUUCACCCAUGUAACCUCUGCAGAGGCUCACUAGAAUAUCCUAGACAAAAGGGUUUCCUUCUUGUACAAGCUCUUCUUUCCUUCUUGUAAGCUAAUAAAAUUAAAAAUUUCACAAAUUCCUGAAUAGGAAUGCUGGGGAACUUCGCAUAUUUGUCUCUAUUCUGCUUUGCCAUGACAACCUCAUAGUAUCCUGCUAGAAUAUUUGGAAGUUCCAAGUAUGGUGUCUUCUCCUUGUAGCAGUUACUAGAAUUACUCUGGACUCCGUGUACCAAAACCCACUGACUUGAGUGAGAUUCAUGUCAUGGGGUACAAUGGGAGUAUUGAAUGCAUGGAUAUUUAUUCAAAAUAAUAACCUUUAGAAGAUCAAUCUCCUUGAGACUUCUUGACAGUACAAAAUGCUGUCCACACUUGUUGAUGGUAUCAUAGCUGUCCAGUUGGUCUCAUCAGCCAGCCAAAGUUACCAUUGUAGGCAUUCUACAUUGGACUGUAUUACCUUGCCAUUUUUACUUUGACAAGGAUAAUACAUAUGCUGCACUUAGUGCUAUUUUCUUGGUAAACUGAACAAACACUGACACUUUCCUCGGCAACUAAGUUAAGAUUUAAUGCAUUAGGGUAUCCAACAUGAAACUUAACAAUAUUAUUUGGUUUAGAACCAUGCCUAAAGGUGCUUGAACUUGGAUCAUCAUUAUAUCAAUUGUUUUAAAUAUGGUAACAUGGUGUGCACAUGCAUUGACAUAAGUUCAAUGCCUAUCUUUGUGUCUCAUGGUUAUUUUGAUGUGCUCAAGAGUAUUACAAAUGAAUCCUUUGCUUCUAUUUGUGGAAACUUUCCUCUCCACUUUGUUGAAUCUAAGUUGAUGGGGCCAUGAUACAGUUACAUGACACCUUAGUUCGGUGACCUUAGUUUGACUCUCAAUUCUAGGCACCUUCAUGUCUAUGUUACACCCCAGUGUAUCAAGUGUAUUGGAUUAGGGGGUGCCUGACUAGUGGUGUGAUCAUUUUUACAAUCGAUUGGUUAGGAGUUGGGUAAUAAUGAUUAUGGGGUCACCUAGUGCAGUUAUACUACUUAUUAUUUGAACUAUACUAUAAAUUUUGUUCUAAUUGUAUUGAUGAAGGUUGUACCUCUUAAAGAGCCUCAAUUUGAUAUACAACAUUGUAUCGUUCAUAUAUUGCAUGGAUUUUCUUUGUUAUGCUCUUA
Molecule: messenger RNA, 3142 nt
Organism: Cryptomeria japonica (Japanese cedar)
Lineage: Eukaryota; Viridiplantae; Streptophyta; Pinopsida; Cupressales; Cupressaceae
Product: phytoene synthase 2, chloroplastic
Exons: 6
Coding region: 562-1866 (434 amino acids)
Biological process (GO): carotenoid biosynthetic process
Molecular function (GO): geranylgeranyl diphosphate synthase activity
Source: RefSeq, a predicted model, not a curated record